Molecule: messenger RNA, 1383 nt
Organism: Fonsecaea multimorphosa CBS 102226
Lineage: Eukaryota; Fungi; Ascomycota; Eurotiomycetes; Chaetothyriales; Herpotrichiellaceae
Exons: 1
Coding region: 1-1383 (460 amino acids)
Biological process (GO): rRNA methylation
Cellular component (GO): mitochondrion
Molecular function (GO): RNA methyltransferase activity; RNA binding
Source: RefSeq, a predicted model, not a curated record
AUGCUACAAUUCACUCGUCAUGUCGUGCCCGCCGCUCUCGCGAUUAGACCUACCCGUUGGCUCCAACCUGCACGCUGCAUUUCCCUGACCGGUGCAAUUGAAAAGGGGAUUCGGAGAGCGCAGCAAAGUACGAACAAUCUGGAAAAGCAAUAUGCAAAGCCUACUGCGGGCCCUCAGCAAGAUCAAGGCCAUACGUCAGACACUUUCAGUAUAGGCGGAGAGGAUGGAGAGAAGAAGGUGGUAAUCAUACCAGGCGAAGAAAGGCGAAGAGGCCAGAAAAAACGCAGGGGUCCUAGGACUGUACAGCCAGGGCAGGAUUUGAAAAGCAUAAAAUCCGCACGCUCUGGCAACGGAGUUCCAGCUUCCAUCCCCUACACAACAGCUGGAUCGGAAUUUCUUUACGGGACAUUUUCUGUCUUGUCUGCUCUGAAAGCUCGGCGACGGAAACUCCACAAGCUCUAUCGACUACUUCCUCCAGGCUACGGCAAAGAAACGAAGAGAGCCAAAGCUCUCCAGCCCAGAGAGUCUCCUGAGCAGAUUCAAACACACAAGCAAAUCCACAGCCUCGCUGAAAGGGCCGGAAUAGCCGUUACGGCAGUGUCAGGACCUCGCUGGCAAGGAGUGUUUGCCAAAGCAUCGGAUGGACGACCACAUAAUGGCUGGAUUCUAGAGGCAUCUCCAAUUCCGAAGCUACCUGUGACUAGCUUGUUACCCGUGGCUAAUUCGCCUGACCCUGUCGCUGUGACCGUCGGUUGGGCAUCUGAAGAGGACCGAGAGAUCAAUACCGUGUUUGGCGCAUCUGGAAGCACAGCAACAAUUCCGUCUGUCCGAAACCCUCUUCGGUAUCCUUUCAUGCUCUUGCUUGAUUGUAUUACGGACACCGGCAAUUUUGGUGCUAUUGUUCGUUCGGCAUGGUUUCUCGGGGUUGAUGCUAUCCUCAUCCUUGAGCACGGCACUGCACCCAUAACAACCAACAGUGUCAAGUCGUCCGCAGGUGCCUUCGAAUACAUGCCUAUUCUUCAUAUCAAGAACGAGAGGGAGUUCAUCAGGGAUUCGCGGAAGAACGGAUGGAAGUUCUUCGCCGCCGAUGCACCAGAAACUGACGGCGGGAUGAUGCGGCGGAUCAUGCAGCAAAAAGGCAAGAAAUCCUUGGACGUCGAGGGCGCGCUCUCGAAACAUCCUUGCGUCCUGAUUCUCGGUAAUGAGGAGACCGGCAUUCGAGACUUCAUGCGCACAAUGAUGGAUGGUAUGGCGGGGAUCCCCAAUGCCAGACCUGACAUUGGAGAGAUUGACAGUCUCAACGUUAGCGUGGCUGCAGCCCUGCUUACCCAAAAGUUUUUCGACGGAGCUCGUACCAAAGUUGAUGAAGGUAGUCGUCCUUGA